AUUGAGAAAAAAAACACUCUCAAACUCAAAAUCUCCAUUUUUCGUUGGAGCAACACACGUCCAGUUGUUGUUCCAUGUCUGAAAAUGCAAACUUCAUCAGUUUUCUGGCUCCCCCUGUUCUACAGGAGGAAUGGUUUGACCCAUGAACUGGCCACAGCACUCGCAGCUCACCAGAGGACUACAACAACAUACUGUGUUUUUAUGGCUAUCACUUUGGCGUAGUAACGCCGUGAACACCGCUGCAUUGUAGGCAGGAAUGAGUUUUCGAACAGCGAACCCACUGCUUAUGUGGUUUUGGAGGAGACCAACCCAGGAGCCGCUGCACCACCGCUACUGCCUGGAAUAAUUAGGCGUUUCUAUAUAUCUGUGUGUGUCCACCUCCUCUCUCCCUUCUUGGGUGUGUAAAUAAGCUGGUACUGUGAAGACCCUGGAGAGUUCCUCCCCCUCCCGCACUUCUCCACUACAACCUUCACACUUCAAAGUCCCAUGCCUGCUCAGACUCCGAUGCCGCUCUCCGUGCUGCUGGGAGGCAACGGGGAGAUGCUCAGAUGAUCCACUGGGCCAUCGUUACGUACAUCGUCCGCACAGCCUGAGAUAAGAAAGACUAACUACUGGGAGAGUGAAAGAGCCCUCUGAGGGGUGCAGUAAAUACCCUGGGAGCUCCGCCCACCAAGCCUGGCAGAAAGCUUGGCUUGUCCCUUCCCUACCAUAUCCCCUGAGAUGCCCUCUCUUCCUAACGAUGGUGAGGAUCAACGAGCGUCCCCCAUGAAGGCACCAUCUGUGGUCUCCUACCAGGGCAGUGGGAAGAGGAAGGUGCACUCAAAAAAGAAGAAAAGCUCCAUCACCGCCAACAUCACAGGCACCAAAUAUGAGAUCGUUCGGAUAGUCAUCAGUGAGAUGAGUUUCAUCAAGACCCGGGAUGAUGACGAGACCGCCAACCUCAUCUGGAAUGAUUCGGCCGUGCAGCACGAGAAAAUCGCGGAGCUCAGGAAUUAUCAGAGAAUUAACCAUUUCCCUGGCAUGGGCGAAAUCUGCCGGAAAGACUGCCUUGCAAGAAACAUGUCCAAAAUGAUCAAGUGCCAGUCUCAAGAAUACAGCUUCAUACCCAAGACCUGGAUCUUCCCUGCUGAAUACACUCAGUUCCAGAACUAUGUAAAGGAGCUGCGCAGGAAACGCAAGCAGAAGACCUUCAUCGUCAAACCUGCCAAUGGAGCCAUGGGUCACGGGAUCUCGCUUAUCCGUAACUGUGAGAAGUUGCCAGCCCAGGAGCACUUCAUCGUUCAGGAGUACCUGGACAAGCCCUUCCUGAUGGAGGGCUACAAGUUUGAUCUGCGCAUCUACAUCCUCGUCACCUCCUGCGACCCGCUGCGCAUUUUCCUCUACAACGACGGCUUGGUUCGUAUGGGAACAGAGAAAUACCACGCCCCCAGUGAAGCCAACCUGAGUCAGCUCUACAUGCAUCUGACUAACUAUUCUGUAAACAAACACAACGAAAACUUCGAGCGGGACGAGACCGUUGACAAAGGCAGCAAGAGGUCGAUCAGCUGGUUCACCGAGUUCCUCCGCAGCAACGACUACGACGUGGCCAAGUUCUGGGGUGACGUCUCUGAGCUGGUGGUUAAAACGUUAAUAGUUGCCGAGCCGCAUGUGCUGCACGCCUACCGCAUGUGUCGCCCUGGUCAGCCACCAGGGAGCGACAGUGUCUGCUUUGAGGUUCUGGGCUUUGACAUUAUCCUGGAUCGCAAACUGAAACCCUGGCUACUGGAGAUCAAUCGAGCCCCCAGCUUUGGGACUGAUCAGAAGAUUGAUUACGAUGUGAAGAAAGGGGUGCUGCUCAAUGCUCUCAAGCUCCUCAACAUAAGAGCCAGCGAUAAGAAGCGUAACCUGGCCCAGCAGAAAGCCGAGGCUCAGAGACGGCUGUACGGACACGGCUCCAUGAAGAAACUCUCAGCGACGUCCUCAGACUGGGAGAAACAGCGCCACACGCUGGAGAGAAGGCGAGAAGAGCUGAGAGAGCGACUGGCACAGGUCCGCAAGCAGAUCUCCAGGGAAGAGCAUGAAAAGCAGCAUCGGGGGAACUACAGGAGAAUUUACCCCCCAGAUGACAAGCUGCUGUUGGAAAAGUAUGAAAGCCUACUCUCCGCCGCCUUUCAGACCUUCCUUGCUGGACGAGCUGCCUCUCUGCAGAAAGAAAUGAAUAAUCCACUGAAGAGAAUGAAGGAGGAAGACAUCUUGGAUUUGUUAGAACAAUGUGAACUGGAUGACGAGAAGCUGAUGGGUAAAUCCUCCAGGCAACGAGGCCCCAAGCCCUUGACCGCCAUGCCAGAGUGCAGCCAGACACCCAGGCGCCAGCGACCCGACUAUCUGGCUGAUUUUACCAGCGCCAGCAGCGCCGACAACUCGUGUUCGUCUUCUGAUGAGGAUGAAGAGGACAGGGGGAAAUCACGAGGAGGAAGAGGUGGAGAGAAGAAGGACAAGAAGGUGUCUUACCACCUCGAGGAGAGCAAGGACAAAGACUUGGCAGAGCGUUCAGGUCGUAUUCACUGGAAACCACGGGUCAAACCACUCAAAACUAGCCCCGCCCCCUCCGCCUCACCAACACUGUCAGGUCCAAUCAGACGCUCCAUCUCUUGUCCUCGCUCCAUUGCCUCCCUCUCGUCGCCCAGCGAGGUGCGAGCGUUGUCGACUAGGCCUUCGCCCACGGUUCCCAUGGCGACUCCCCUCAUCAGGCCGAGCUCUGCCACGCUUCGAUCUCAUUCGCUGAGCCGCACUGGCUCCUCCUCCCUCCGUGUGCCUCACAGCAACAGCCUGGGGACCAUCCACGCCAACAUGGGUGAUUCUCUAGUUAACCUGAGGAGUAAAGAGCAGGAAGCAGAGCUGGUGCGUCAGACUCUGGCUGCUCUCACUGCCAUGAGGAUCAGGUUUCCAGGUAAAACCGAAGAAGAGGCCGAGGCUGUGCUGGAUGAGAUGCAUGACAACUGGAAGUAUCACAAACCAAAAGUGGCCUCCUAUUGGCUGGUGAAGCUGGACUCUACAAAACAGAGAAAGGUGUUGGACAUCGUUCGAACCAACGUACGUUCCGCGCUGCAGCGGAUCUGGAGGGAGCCGGACGUAGAGAGCCUCCACCUGUACAGGCUCUUCAACCGCGUCUUCAACCGGCUGCUGUGGAGCCACGGACAGGGUCUGUGGAACUGUUUCUCCAACACUGGGUCGUCGUGGGAGGCCGUCUUCAGUAAGAGCGCUGAGCUGGUGUCAGCCCAGGAGCUGCAGUGCUGCCGCCGGCUGGUCCAGCUGUGCAGAGACUGUCUCCUGGUCGUCUACAAGUUUGUGUCCGAGUCCCGUGGCUCUUUGACGGGACUGAGCCCUGAGUGGGACGACACCAGGUACCUGCUGCCAGCGACCUCCCACUUCACCAUGAAGUGGCCUUCAUCCAGCUCCGGCCGCAUCUCCUCAGCUACGCCACGCUCACGCAGCCUCUUUGCCGCAAGAAUGACACACGUCUGAGGUCACCGUGGCGACCCUGGCGUCUAACACCUCGUCGUUGACCUCAUCGUUGACCUCAUCAUCCUUCCAUUGACUCUAACUCAGCCACACGUCGGUGUCACCAGUCUGGGUGCGGAACAGAACUUUGAGAAGCUCCGGACAUGAAACAGGGCCCGGCCCUGGACGGAGUAACACGACGGCUGAACGACUACAGAUCGCUUAGGGGCCUGGUUUGGUUUAGUUUAGUUUAGUUUAGUCUAGUCUAGUCUAGUUAGGCCCGGCUCAGACCAGCAGACCACAGAAACCCUCGUUCCCUCAUUUUAGCCCCAGUAACACUAGACUUUGGGUUCAGACCUGUUUUCUUAACGUUACUGCUGUAUAAUAAUACGUCUUGGUACUGUAAAAGGAUACUAAUACUAAAUGAUGCAAGAAUGACUUAUUUAUUUAUUUAAUAAGUGACCCUGACUAAACAUGGUAAUGUUGAAUGUUGUUUUUUUUUCUAAGAAUAUUAUGCCUUGGUUGAUUUGAGAAAAAAAAUUAUUUAUAAAUAUUUAUUUCAUUGCUGUCAUAUUUGCAAAUGGUUCAUCAGUCACUUUAUUUAAUUUUUUUUUCUUUGCUGUUUGCAGUAACAAAGCCAGGUGACUCCUAAAGGGUUCAAUUGAAUGUCUCUUUUUCUUUCAUGAAGUGUUUUGAAUGUUAACGUAACGAAGCGCAGCUUUUUUUACCUCGUAGAGAACGGGCCGACGUCAGCAGGUGUGCAGGACGACGGGAGGACACGUGUGUGUGCGUGUGUGUGCACAUUACCACGGCGUUUGCAUGUUUAGAUUUUAGUAACUCCAGGGAAAAGAUGCGUGUCGGGAAUAUACUUGAAGUUCUGUGUUGUCAAAGGUUGUUCCGUCUCUUUGGUCUUGAUAAUUAAUGUUUGUUUUUACGAUGGUUCCUUGA
This is a messenger RNA of Cynoglossus semilaevis (tongue sole), 4428 nucleotides long. It is a transcript of the gene ttll7, whose product is annotated as tubulin tyrosine ligase-like family, member 7. Gene Ontology annotation, biological process: microtubule cytoskeleton organization; protein polyglutamylation. Lineage: Eukaryota; Metazoa; Chordata; Actinopteri; Pleuronectiformes; Cynoglossidae. Gene Ontology annotation, molecular function: tubulin binding; tubulin-glutamic acid ligase activity. The coding region runs from base 721 to 3504 and encodes 927 amino acids. The transcript is spliced from 21 exons. Gene Ontology annotation, cellular component: ciliary basal body. The record is from RefSeq and is a predicted model, not a curated record.